AUGUCCACAGACUCAUCAACCAUCUGGACGACACUGCCAGCUACUCAGAAUGCUUCGAAUCUUCCACCAGUGACAGGUGAUAAGGAUUCGAAUGGAGGAUAUUUGACAGCGAUUUCUGAAGCGUAUGGAUCAUCAUCCGCCACAACCAGUCUCACCUCCUCUGUCGCCUCUCAACACCAAUACAAUUCCUAUCCAACGAGUGCUCAAUACGCAAUGUAUUCAAGUACAACACCAUCGUACUAUCAACAAAUGACGGCUAGUUUGAGAGCCGGCACCACUGCGUUUCCUUAUUCUUUAACAACACCUCCCUACUACACCGGAACCUAUCCAGUGGACUACACAACGGCGGCUGCCUAUCAAACGGCUCCCUAUUACAACAUUCGUGGAGGAACCACAACUCCAUAUUACAAUUCACUAAACUCAGCAGCUGCUGCCUAUGCCAGCGUCGCAAACUCGGUCCUUUCCACGGAUCCCAUCAAUCUAGGAGGCACAUCAUCCGACGCAUCUUCCACCGGUGUCUCCUCAUCUACAGUAGGAUCCUUCACUUUCAAAGAAAAGAAGCCAAAAAUAUCGAAAAAGAAGAAAACGGGAUCAUGUUCCCCGGGAGACGAAGCCUACGCGAGAGUUUUUAUUUGGGAUCUAGAAGACGUCGCAGUGGUUUCCAGAAACUUCUUAGAAUCCACGGCACACCACCAGUUUUACGCGCCAGCUGCUGCUGGAAUCUUUGAUUUGGUUGAUGGAAUUGCUAAAUCCAGCUUUUCGGAUAUCAAUGAGGCCCUCGAAGGCGACGUGACCAACAUCGAAGACGCCGUUAUUGAUGACAUUGCCAUGGAUCAAGGACCAAUGGACAACCUUCGUGGAUUGGAUGUGAUGAGACGAGUCGCCCCAAAAUAUGCGACAUUCCGCCAAUUGUAUACAGAUUUAUCGUGCAAGGAAGAGCCAGUGUUUAAGCAAGAGCCAGAUUAUGCGAAAUCGAAUUCAGUUUUGAAUUAUGACCUCCUCGAACGAAUUGGACUGGUCAAUCGGGGAGCCGAACUCUCCCAAUACGCACUCCAGCUUCUUGCCUACAACAACUGCGGUCAGCGAUGGCAAUGCGCUCAAAGAUGUAUGGAUUUGGUAGUGGAACGAUCAAAAAUUUCCGCUGACAAAUAUGCGAACGUUGUUUUGACAAGUGAUGGAGUCGUCCAAGGAGCCGCUGAGCUCCUGAUUGCUGGGCUCAACGGAGCCGUGCCCAUUGAGAAUAUUUAUUCGACACUGAAACAGGGAAAAGAGUCGAUUUUCGAGAAGAUUCAGACGAGAUAUGGGAAAAAGUGCAGUUUCAUUUAUGUGACGUCCAGAGAUACAUCGAGAGAUGUCGCGAAGAGACUCUCCAUCCCCGUCUGGCCUCUCCAAUCCAACAAUGAUCUCGACAAAUUGUACAACGCUCAAGAGAGAUAUUUGCUCGGUGGAUAA
This is a messenger RNA of Caenorhabditis briggsae, 1452 nucleotides long. RefSeq names its product Protein CBR-EYA-1 (gene Cbr-eya-1). The coding region runs from base 1 to 1452 and encodes 483 amino acids. Gene Ontology annotation, biological process: positive regulation of DNA repair; cell differentiation; anatomical structure development. Lineage: Eukaryota; Metazoa; Nematoda; Chromadorea; Rhabditida; Rhabditidae. Gene Ontology annotation, cellular component: nucleus. The record is from RefSeq and is a predicted model, not a curated record. The transcript has 7 exons. Gene Ontology annotation, molecular function: protein tyrosine phosphatase activity.